CAGCGACAUGCCAAGCCAAAGCGACUCAAGGCGCACACCGUGAUGACCAAGUCGCAUACGAUCCCCACCGUGCCGCGCGACAACAAAGGGGGCCCGAUACUCCCGCUCAAUGUCGGUAUCAUGACCGUGAUCAGCCUCGGCGAGGUGUGCAUGCGCGAACAUUUCCAUACGGAGAGGUACAUCUUCCCUGUAGGAUACGAAGUGACCAGGCGCUACCACUCCGCGUGCGACGCGAACGCGGAUGUGGUCUACCACUGCACGAUCCUGGAUGGUGGCGACGGACCCAAGUUCCAGAUCAUCGCUGCGGACAUGCCCGACAAGCCAAUUGUUGCAGGCACCGCGACCGGCGCAUGGUCUGUCGUCGUUCGUGCCGCAAACCACGUGCGCAACCGCCAGCAUAGCAACUCCGUGUCGGGGCCAGAUUUCUUCGGCCUCGGGCAGAACACGAUCAAGCAUCUCAUACAAGAGCUGCCCAACGCGGACCGGCUGCAGAACUAUGUAUGGCAAAAUUUCUAUGAAGGCGGGCAGCUAGGCGGGCGGCACGCGGCGGUCGUGCCCGCGCUUCCCGAAGAAUAU
Messenger RNA from Heterobasidion irregulare TC 32-1, 576 nucleotides. RefSeq lists its product as uncharacterized. NCBI's taxonomy places the organism in Eukaryota, Fungi, Basidiomycota, Agaricomycetes, Russulales, Bondarzewiaceae. The record is from RefSeq and is a predicted model, not a curated record. Gene Ontology annotation, biological process: regulation of cell cycle. Gene Ontology annotation, cellular component: nucleus. The transcript is spliced from 3 exons. The annotation marks the transcript as partial.